Ochlerotatus camptorhynchus is the source of this 867-nucleotide messenger RNA. RefSeq lists its product as uncharacterized. The coding region runs from base 1 to 867 and encodes 288 amino acids. NCBI's taxonomy places the organism in Eukaryota, Metazoa, Arthropoda, Insecta, Diptera, Culicidae. The transcript is spliced from 2 exons. The record is from RefSeq and is a predicted model, not a curated record.
AUGCCAGCAACCGAUGAUCUACGGCUGCUGCACAAGCAGGAGCGUGCCAUGCGGAUUUCCUUGGACAACAUUAAGGAGUUUGUCCAAUCGAUUAACGAUGGAGCUGAUAGACGUUCUUUGGACAUGCGCAUAGCCAGGCUGGAUGAUAUCUGGCAACAAUUCAUCGAUAUUCGGAUGCGCAUUGAGCUGAUCACUGAUGGCGUCGAUGAUGAGAUUUCCACGGACGAAACGGAAGAAACGGAGGAAGCAAGAUUGCAACGGCAAGUCAGGGUCCAGAGACAACGAGAUCGUGAGAACUCGAAGAUAAUUAAAGAUUUCGAGAAUGAAGUGUACCGCUUGAAGGAAUCUAUGUUCGGGUUUCUUCAAUCUACAUCAAGUAGUGCACUGCAAGUUCAACAGCAUCAAUCUGUAGCUGUACCACAGUCCAAGGUGAAGCUCCCAGAGCUGAAACUGCCCACCUUCAACGGAAGAAUCUCGGAUUGGGUCACUUUUCGAGACACGUACAAGAACCUGAUCCACAAUGAUACUGGCUUGUCUAAUAUGGAUAAGUUCACUUAUCUGCGAACGUCUCUCAUCGGUGAUGCGCUUCAGGAGAUCGCAUCGAUCGAGAUUUCCUCUGCCAACUACCCCAUUGCGUGGACCGCCUUGGAAAAUGCCUUUGAGAAUAAGAAGUUGUUGGUGAUGACCCACUUGGACUCGUUGUUCGCCCUAGAGCGACUCCGGCAGGAGAAUUACGAGUCGUUGAGUAAACUCGUAAAUGGGUUUGAGAAAAACCUGCAAAUGCUGUCCAAGAUUGGUGAAAACCCGGAGGGUUGGAGCACGUUGCUGCAACGGCCCCAGUACAAGCUACCACACUGCUCCAUUUGA